Molecule: messenger RNA, 688 nt
Organism: Amoebophrya sp. A25
Lineage: Eukaryota; Dinophyceae; Syndiniales; Amoebophryaceae
Source: the annotation of a GenBank genome assembly
ACGCGGGCUUGAUGGCCAUUCGUCGCUACCACGAGUCGCGCGGCGACGCGCAGCGCAACGUCUGCAUUAUUCCGCGAUCGGCGCACGGAACCAACCCAGCCUCCGCCGCCAUGAUCGGGAUGGAGGUCAAGUGGAUUGAUGAUUCCAAGGGCACCCUGGACGUCGAGGAGCUCACCGCACUGGCCGCGGAGUACAAGGACCGCUUGGCCGCACUGAUGAUCACGUAUCCGAGCACUCAGGGCGUCUUCGAGGAGGAAAUUGUGCGGAUCUGCAGCGCGAUUCACAACAACGGUGGCAUGGUCUAUAUGGACGGAGCAAACAUGAACGCUCACCUAGGCCUCACGGCGCCGGGAGUCAUCGGGGCCGACGUUUGUCAUCUAAACUUACACAAAACCUUCUCGAUUCCUCAUGGCGGUGGAGGACCAGGUAAUAUAAUAACUCUACUUUUCUCUUGAAAUUUUUACUUCAAUCAAUCAAUGUUGACCUCAGUGUCAGUGCAUGACUCGUUGUACAACUAUCUGCGUCUGCAGUUUUUCAAAUUCGAAGAUACUGCAGCUCAUUCGUAAUCUAAUCUUGUAUAAUCUUUACUGACCACCUACUCCUACCUAGGUAUGGGACCGAUCUGCUGCAACAGCAAAUUGGCACCGUUCUUGCCGGGACAUUUCAAGCUAGGCGAUGCGGAAGGGGC